GGCCACUAACUUCUUGAGUUUUACAAAAUUGGACGUCGGUAUCUGAAAAUUUGUGAAAACCAAACCAAAGAAGUUAUCGAGGAUCGACAGACAAGAUCGAUCACAAUAAAUAUUUCCUUCCACUACGUCUAGACUACCAAGCAUCAAGUAAAAAUACCAAAUGAAUCGUUGACACGACAACGACAUAUGCAAAUUUUCUCAAAAAAUCAGACAGUAUGUUUCAGCCCUUGGAAAAGUACUUUGAUUUUUGUAUUCAUAAAUUUCUCCUCUCGGAAAUAUUUCCUACAGUUUCUGAACUUUUGUCAAAAUGCCGCUCCUCCAAAACGGUGGGGGUGGUCUACGAAUCUUUCUCAAUUUGACUCAAUUCUUCCUCUGCGUUCUUACCAUUAUCGGACUACACCUCAACAGCGCGCUCUGGGAUUUCCACGAUACCAGGAAACCUGAGCUUAGUUCAGGGCCAUCCGAAAGGCAAUAUUCAAAUUUGAAACCAGUGGAGCCUACGACUUAUUUUUCCGGCGCACUUUGGGGUGCUGUCAUUGGAUUGCUCGGGAUCGGGGCCCUUGUCGUCUUCGUCUUGAGUUGGAUCAUCCGUCUACCAAAAAUACUGUUGACUAUCUACUAUCUUGUCUGCGGCUGCAUCGUCAUCGCUGUCUCCUCCUUCGGACUCGGGUGGAAUGAGCAUGCCGCCGAUUACAAUACAUGCAUGAAAGCAGAAACGCCUACACCUACAGGCGGGAAAUUUGCUCCCUGCCGCUUCGAAAAGUUACAGAUUUAUCUGAUUUUCAUUACUUACUUCAUCUCCUGCAUCCACGCCACUUUGUACUUGGCUUCGUUCUACGUUUCGUUCACCGACAAAACUUCCUGUCCGUAUCAGAGUUUGAGAGUGGAGCCGCAACAAUCAAUAAUCAUGCCCAAUCCUGGAAACCAACCGGAAGCUCAACCUUCGGCUACGCAAGACCCUGACCAGAUUCCGGCGUAACGAGCGUUUCGACUUUCAAGUCUACCUCAACACGGAACAUUUAUGACGGACUUAUUAAAAAAUUAUUACAAAAUUCUUGUGAAAUCUCUGUAUGAUGAUCCAAAUAUGAGGAAUAAUUUCGAAAGGUGUGGAUAGAGAAAGAAAGUAUUUCAUUUUGUUAAAUGUGCAAUUUUCCUAAGCAUAGUCAAAAUUUUAUGUAUUGUCACUCAAAAUUUGAUGAAAUACAACCCAAUAAAGUAACCCUUUCCAA
Molecule: messenger RNA, 1229 nt
Organism: Folsomia candida
Lineage: Eukaryota; Metazoa; Arthropoda; Collembola; Entomobryomorpha; Isotomidae
Exons: 5
Coding region: 308-979 (223 amino acids)
Source: RefSeq, a predicted model, not a curated record